AUGGCCAGGUUUCCCUUCUCUUUCACUGGCCGCAAAAAGCCAAAUAUUCCACCUCCCCCGGCUGGAUGGCGAAUGAGCAAGGCGCACAAGAUUCUGGGCGCUACACCGUUAAACAUCGAUGCGCCAGAUAGAUGGGACGACGUGUCUUCCUUGAUGACCAGUGACGACACGUCUUCAACCACCGGCGCCAGUUCCGAGUUGGAACUGCGAGGCGGCCAUGAAUACGAACACCAAUUCUCCAUUGCAAAGUCGGAUGAGGACUGGGGCGAAGAAUCAGAUGCAGCGAUUCCGAUUCCUCAACCCUCGAAACUGAAUGACAUGGGCUUUGGACAACCAACCGAGAUUGUUGAGGCAGAUACGGCCGGAGCACUAAGGAAGAGUCAAUCAUCCUCGACGAUCCGAUCAUGGUAUGACAAGUCCAAGCUGCCACUGUCAAUUUCUCCACAAACGUCCUCGUCUGCCAUGGCGAUGGGGCUACCGCCCAAAUUUCAGGGGGGCCUCGACACACUCAAUCCGGAGGAAGAUCGCGGAUCCAGGAAGAAGCUCUCGAAAUUGGCUUCUUCUCGCGUAUAUCGAAAGAGGAGCGAUUCAGGAGACAAGGUCACGGCUACAGAGUCGGCUCUCAAUCGCAAGUUUCGUCCUCGAUCCAUCAUCUCCUCCCUUUCAGUCAAGUCCACAAGAGCUCGGGAGUCGCGACAUUUUCAGAAUAAACGUACCAAAGGGGAUCCUCAUUCCCCAGUUCCUGAAGCCCGUCGGCCAGUAACCAGUGGUAGCAGUCGACUCCGUCGCCGAGAUUCUCGAGAGCUCCCCUCGCUCUAUAGCCACUAUGAGGAGAUGUCCUUGAGACACGUCAUGAGACAAUCAUCGGCUCCCACCUUGGCAAUGACUGAAAAUGGAAUCUUGACACUCCAAAACAUUGCUGAAAUGCCUUGCGACGGCGGCCGAGCGGUUGAAAAACCUGCCCAUCAACGACAAAAGCCUGUGUCCCCAAUACCGAAACUACCCACGCGUCCUAAAGCCGCCGCUUCGCAGUCAUCGCCCGACGUGAGUGUCUCGAGUCGCCAUGCCAAAACGUCAAAGACGUCGAAAAGUCCGGACAAAUUCCUUGACGACGCUGAUUUGCUGCAAACCAGUGUGUUGAUCCUGUCUUCGGAUUCUGAAGAAGAUGAUGUUGAAGAGGAGCCGAUACUCACCCGGCCCUCAGCGCUACCGCUUGCAAGAAACCCGUCCAAGGCGGAAGCCAGUCCGCCACGGCUCGAAGAUUGCCGGACUAGGAUAGUCUGCGACCCCAGGGCUGGCGAGAAGCGGCAUGGUCGGUCCACCGAGCAGGGCAAGGGGAGCAAUAUUCCAACAUCAAAAACUUGCCUUGCGAGCCAAGGCUCCGGCACCCGUAUUGGAAGCCCUGUAGAAACGAGGUCGGGGUCUGCGACUCCUGUCGAAAGCUUGUUUCAUGCACUCUCUUCUCCCGGGAUUUCGAUCAUGUCGUACGCUUCAGUGAAUUCAGAAAUGACAUGGCAAGGGAAACCGGGGUACGGUAUACAGGAGGCUCGUCUAAUGACCGUGCUGCAACCUCGGCAGCCUGUCAGCGUCGAGGUUGAAGAGAAGCAAGACGAAGCUUCACUCACAACUGUCGGAGCGUCCAGACAACCAACCCUCAAUCAAGCCUUGUCAACGGAUCGCCCGACGCCACCGUUAAGUCCCACGUCGGUUGACUUUUAUAUUCGCUCCGCACCCUCGUCUGUCCAUGGCCCGGGAAGCCACAGUCGACUCAUGGCUGUCACACAUCAAGAGGAAGUGCUCCUAUCUGCUCUACGGCAUAAGCAGCAGGCCGUGCGCAGGGAGUCUGCGCUCAACGUGUCAGAAGAGAAUGAACCUGAAAGCGUCGCAAGUAUGGAAGGGCAACCAAAGAAUUGCAGCCAUGAGCAGCAGGGUAUGGAAGCCGACGUGUCGAGUGACCAUGCUGUACUUCCGGCUGAAGAAGGGCAACAAAAGGGGCAUCGGCCAAACGAGUCGCAGACAACCAUCGUCGGUUCGACAUUUGAGUUUGGAUUCCCGGCCCCCCCGUCUUUCAGAGCCAACGCCAGUAUUCAGAUCGAGCAGGGUGUCGGGCGUCCCGAGUCCUCUCGCGCUCUCCCUAUUCAAUCCCAGGACAUGGUAGUCCCUUGCGGCGAUUCUAUUCCGACCAGGCCUGCUGGUCCUGCUCCAAUGCUUGCGCUGCCCAAACUCCCCAGACAAGUAAGGAAGUCCAAGUCUUCGGGCCGCGACUAUGCCAGCAGCAAAAGUCAACAAGGGGCGACUGUGUAUUUUGAUGACUCUGCAGCAAGCCCAGAUUUGUCGGAUAUUCAAGGCUGGGGAUCGGGAGCCUUCCCAGCUAGAAAUGCCGCAUCUACAGACGCUCCCUUAGCCACGUCUUGGCCCGAACAUGAACGAGGUCAAGAACGUGGCGAGAAAGUGCCCCCUUCAUCCAAAUUAGAACCUAGGUCGUUCCUAAUUACCGACGGGUCCUCUAGACCAAGCGUCAGAAAUCCGGUAUCAACCCAUGGAAAGGAGAAGAGUGCCAGCCGAGACGAGGAGAUUCCGCGCCCUGACAGUCCCAUUUCCCCUGGAGAAUUCCCAGCUGUUCCGACGACAAGAAUCACGGCGGGCAACAUGACGCGCUUGAGCGCAGUUGAGUCUGGUCUUUUGAGAAAGGCCGGAGAACCAGCAUGA
Metarhizium album ARSEF 1941 is the source of this 2709-nucleotide messenger RNA. RefSeq lists its product as uncharacterized. Lineage: Eukaryota; Fungi; Ascomycota; Sordariomycetes; Hypocreales; Clavicipitaceae. The coding region runs from base 1 to 2709 and encodes 902 amino acids. The record is from RefSeq and is a predicted model, not a curated record. The transcript has a single exon.